Messenger RNA from Phycomyces blakesleeanus NRRL 1555(-), 588 nucleotides. RefSeq lists its product as hypothetical. The transcript has 2 exons. NCBI's taxonomy places the organism in Eukaryota, Fungi, Mucoromycota, Mucoromycetes, Mucorales, Phycomycetaceae. The record is from RefSeq and is a predicted model, not a curated record. Bases 1 to 588 code for a protein of 195 amino acids.
AUGAUUGCUCUUUUAUUAAAUACGAACACCAACUUCGGUACCCCCAUUGACAAGAUAUAUUCUGUUAAAACAACCCUCUCAUUCCCAGAGAAUGGUUAUCCCAACAAACAAAGCGUUUUGGAGGCCGUAAACGAGUACGCUCUUUCUAACAACUUUACCAUCAAAAUUAAGGAUGGAAAGUUUCUAACACUUCACCUUGCUUGUUCAAAGGCUGGUGCCUAUCGUGAUAAGCGUAACAUCAGCGAGGAUAAAAGAAAGAAGGCCCCUAACUCUUCCCUCACUGGAUGCCCCUUCCUAUUGAUAUUUUCUUUUAAAAAUAAGAGUCAGAGAUACCUUCCCUUGCCUGUCCGCGGUGACAAUGAACAUUGUCAUAACCACCCCAUCACCCCAAACAACUUGGCGUCUUCUCACCAGGGAAGAAUGUCUCUCCUGACUUCGGAAGAUGCAAUUAUCGCAAAGACAAUGCUAGAAAACCAUGCCAAGACUCGCGAUAUUCAGAAAGCUACAAGAGAUAAGGUCACGGGAAUGAGAAAGCUGAGAAUUAGCGAUAUCAACAACCUGAAGUAUAACUCUUCUCGUGGUGGUUAA